ACAUCAGAAAAUGGAGAAAUUAACAUUUCCCAACUAAACAAUGCUUUUAAAUACAUAUUACAUAUUACAAUACCUGAUGAUGAGUUUGAAACACUAUUUAAAAAGAUGAACAGAAAGAGAGAUGGAAAUGUAACAUGGAAUGAAUUUAUUUCCUAUUUAUUAUUAGAAUUCCAGAAAAAGGAUACUGCCCUAUGUUGGCAGAUAAUGAAGCUUCCAAUAACAGAUGCACCUGAAUUAAUAAAAUCGCACCACCGUACACCUAUACAUAAAAUUGUAUUUUGUCCUGAGAUUCUCCAAGAUAGAACUGGAGGUUUUCAAAGAGGAUGUUAUUUAACAAUUACAAAAGAAGGAAUUGUGAAUUAUUGGUCACUGGAUCUAAAAUACGAGCGUACUGUACAAUCCACAAGCCCCUUUUUAAAAGUACAACAAACUUUAAUAACUGACAUGAUUGUAAUGCCAGAUGUGCAAAUAGUAUGUAUAAGUUCUACUGAGUGCGAUUUAAGAUUCUACGAUAGUGUGGCUAAAAAAUUUGACUUGAGAGUGGUGAUAUCAAGUCUAGAAAGAGCAGUCACUUGUAUGAGCUACUACUACAGUAAAAAUAUCAAGGAAGACUCAUAUAUCGUUCUUGGAGAUAUGAGUGGAUCUGUUAAACUUAUUUCAUUCUCCUCUGUGGAUAGAGGUCCAUUCAAACAAGAUCCCCAACGUGAUGUGUCGUUCUUUCGUUAUGAAUCUGUUCUAAAGGGUGAAGUACCAGGAUUACAAGUUACAGAACUUAACAGAGUGCAUACGGAUUGGGUAAAGCAGGUAGCUUACUAUGGGAGUCUGAAGGCUUUCAUGUCCAGCAGUAGAUGUCCCAUUUGUUCUUUGCUAUUUAGUGAUUUUACAGGAAAAAGAAUACAAUAUAUAUUUAAAGUUAACAUGGGAAUAACUUGCUUCACUGUUUGUGAAGAAAGCCAAAUGUUAGUAACUGGAGGACCUGAUUGCAUAGUUCGGAUUUGGAACCCAUUUGUGACAAAACAAGCUAAUUGUGUUUUUCAAGGACACCAUGCAGCUAUUUGCGGCUUAGUAGUUCAAAAUAAUGGCAAACGUGUUUACUCUCUCUCAAAUGAUAAAUGCAUCAAAGUAUGGGAUGUGGUAUCACAAUCUUGUAUUCAGGUUUCUACAUACAAUGGUCUUCCAAGCGAAUUAGGUGAACAUACAUUAAUGACUUUAAUUUACAAUUCAUUGAAUCAUAAAAUGAUUAUUGCUAGUUUAAUGAUCGCUGUAGUUAUUUGCGAUCCUGUAAUCAAUGAGGAAGUAUCAGAUGGUUACACUCAUACAAAACCAAUUAGCUGUGUCCUAUACAAUCAUCUUUACAAAGUGGUAGUUUCCACUGGCUUAGAUUCUUGUAUAAUAAUUUGGGAUCCAUGGCUUGGAAGUCGCUUAUACUUGGUAACACAUGCACACAGUCAAUUUCUAUAUGGUCAAUAUCAUGAUGUUGAGAUUACUGCUGCUUGCUUUGAUCAAGCUGAUCAAUUACUUGUAACUGGUGCUCGUGAUGGAUCAUUGAAAAUAUGGAAUUUCAACACUGGUACCUGUUUAAGGAAUAUGACACUUGACAAGAAAAAUGAAAUAACAAGUUUGGCUUGGAUAGAAAAUCGAAUUUUGUCUAGUGGUUGGAAUCGUCAAGUUGUAGAAUUUGCAACUUCUGAUACAAACAUAUUUAUAAAAAGUUGGGGAGUAAAUCAUACUGAUGAUAUUCUUUGCUCGGCUAUAUGGUAUCCUCAAGUAUUGGCAACAGCAACGCAUAAUGGAGAAAUAAUACUUUGGAGAUUGGAGACUGGUCAACCAUUUCGAAAGUAUGAAGUACAGAAUCCAACAGCCAGAUUCAACAUAAGACACAAAAAAAAUGGAGAUAGCAGGGAACAGAACUAUCAAAGACACUCCCAAAUUUCUAAACACCAACAAUCAGCAUUGAAGAUUAUAAGAACUGUUGCUGUACGAGCUAUGCUAUUUCUAAAUGCUCGACCAUCUAAACCCAAUGUUGGGACAUUAUUGGUUUCUCUUGAUUCUGGUUUAAUACAAGUUUGGAAUCAUCAUCCAGCUGGUGGAUUUUUGGAAGCUUUUCAUGUCAUUCACAGUGAGGGUGACUGUGCAUUGUCAUUAGCAACAGAUCCGAAAAACGAUUUCCUUGUAACAGGUCAUAAUAAAGGAUACAUUAAGGUUUGGCAUCUCACUAACUAUCUGACGCCAAAUGGCUCCAAAGUAUGUAUGUCUCUAUUAAGACUGGAGUUUCCAUUUCUAUGGAAAGAUAGAAUCGACGGAAGGGCAAAAAGAGCAGUCAGAAAUCAACCAUUGCCACUUUUGCUGACUUCUGUACGGGGUCACACGAAACCUGUUAAGUCUGUGCAGAUCAUUUCUGACACACAUAUUAUCGUUAGUGGCAGCACAGAUUGCACGGUACGCUUAUGGACAUUAGGUGGAUGUUAUAUAUCAACUUUUGGAACUUUCAAAGCAUGGUCACCAAUUUUGCCUACAAUUCCAGCAUACAAAUACUUCAACGACUACAAACUUCCACCUGAUGUUGCAAGAUCUGCAAGUUUUACUAGCAUGAAAUUGUUAGAGGGAGGUGAAAGAAAAGCAAUAAAAGAACGCAAGGAUGAUAUCUCAGAUUUCGUGAAAUCCGCGAUUAUUGAACGUCCUGUGAUAGAUGGGAGAAGACUUACAAUCUCAACUAUAGGGCCGUCAGUUUCAAAGAUCUUUCUGGAUUGCCCAACUUUGAAUACCUCGUUAUCAUAUAUACCUAUAUACACACACGUACGAUUAAAAUCGUUAGAGAAUAUUCGAACACCGAUGCUACCACCAAUUUUACAGCAGCAAAAAGAAUUGAUCAAGAAACGAAGCCGCAAUACGUAGACGAUACAUUGAGAACUGAGAAAAGUUUUCAUGUGUCCAAAGAAGCAACAUCAGGAGUGAAAUAAUUAAGGCGCAUUACAUUGAAUAAAAUCUAUUUCUUGUUAAUAACUAUCGCAUUUGUAUAACUACUUAUUAAUUAGCGAUAACUAAUGAUGCAUAAAUAAAAUAUAAUGAAAGCGGUGGUAUUUUGCCAAAUUGGUAAAAUUAGUACAUUAAAAAA
This is a messenger RNA of Megalopta genalis, 3115 nucleotides long. Lineage: Eukaryota; Metazoa; Arthropoda; Insecta; Hymenoptera; Halictidae. The record is from RefSeq and is a predicted model, not a curated record.